AUGCCUACAGACGAGAAUUUUGCUGCUAGAGGUUUCUGUGGCCCUUCAAUAUGCUCGCUUUGCAGUACUGCUUUAGAUUCUACUAAACAUAUUUCCUUUGAGUGCAACUUUGUCAUUCCAAUUUGGAACUGGCUGCUGGAUAAAUUGCAAUUUGCAGGCACCAUAAACAAGAUAAUGGAUUGCUUUGAGCUUAUGUUGGUUCCUAGAUCCCCACAGGAUAUGGCAAUUGUCCUCUCCAUUGUUUACAGCUUCUUCUACCAAGUUUGGAGAGCCAGAAAUUCGAACAGAUUUGAUGGCAAAAUAAUACAUUGGAAGUCUUGUAUCACUCAUAUUAUGGCUCGAGCCAAGUGGGUAGGUGACAAUACGAGAAACACUUCGAACAACUCUAUCUCAAGCUUUUCAAUUUUGAAAGGGAUGCAUAUUAACAUAAAUCCUAGAAGACUCUCUUCAUUCUUGGAGAUUCUUUGGUGUCUUUCCCCAAUAGGAUGGGUUAAAGCUAAUAUUGACGGUGUUGCUCGAGGUGAUCCGGUCCUUAUGGCUUGUGGUGGAAUUUUCCGUGAUAAUAACGCUACUCAUUUGGGAAGUUUUUGUGACUAUACGGGAGAAGGGAACUCUGAAUUGGUUGAGCUUUGGACAGCUAUGCUUGCUGUUCAAAAAGCAGUUAACAUGGGAUGGAGGAAGCUUUGGAUCGAAACGGACUGUAUGCUUGUGGUGAAAGCUUUCUCUGAUCCGGCUCUUGUUCCUUGGAGAAUCAGAUCUCGUUGGCUCAGUUGUCAUGCUUACUCUCAAAGGAUGGAAUUCAUGGUCUCGCAUAUUUAUAGGGAAGCCAAUUUUUGUGCUGAUUAUCUAUCGAAUAUUGGACAUACUUGCGGAUUUUUUGUUGGUAAGGUUCUCUACUACAUUUUUCUCACAAUCCCAUCUGAUCAAUACAUGCAAACAAAGCUAUCUAACAUGGAAAAAUUAAUGAAACCCCUUGUAGUAAUUCUUUUUUUGUUUUUGAGUGUGCACGAUGUGUCUUUGGCAAGAACAAAGAAGAGUGAGAAUAAGAUGAAUUACAUUGUUCAUGUUUCCAAAUCCACAAUUCCAACAAGCUUCAACCACCCUUCAAUCUGGUACAAAUCAAUUCUGAAGUCGGUAUCCCAGUCAGCAGAAGUACUAUAUAGCUAUGAUAAGGCAAUAAAUGGAUUCUCGACAAGUUUGAGUGAUGAAGAACUUGAGUUACUAAAAAGGCAAUAUGGGAUUCUAAAGGUGACACCAGAUAAAAAGUACAAACUUCACACAACCCGAACACCGAAGUUUCUUGGGCUUGAUAAAAUUGCUAAUUUGUUCCCCACGACAAACAAAAGUAAUGAUGUAAUUGUGGGAGUAAUAGACUCAGGUGUAUGGCCUGAAAGCAAAAGUUUUGAUGAUACUGGAUUCGGGCCUAUCCCGCACAAAUGGAAAGGAAAAUGUGAAACAGGUACCAAUUUUACAACAUCUAACUGUAAUAAGAAAUUGAUUGGUGCUAGGUUUUUUGCAAAGGGUUUCGAGGCAAGUUGGGGUCCAAUUAAUGAAACCAUUUUGUAUAGAUCACCUCGAGAUGAUCUAGGCCAUGGAACUCACACUGCGAGCACAGCUAUAGGAUCUACGGUGGAAAACACAAGUUUUUUUGGCUAUGCCAAAGGGACUGCAAGUGGGAUGGCAAUUGGUGCUAGAGUUGCUGUCUAUAAGGUUUGUUGGAAAACUUCCUGCAUGGAUUCUGAUAUAUUGGCAGGAAUAGAUCAAGCCAUUGCUGACAACGUCAAUAUUCUUUCUUUGUCGCUUGGAGGUUCAAAAAAUGAUUACUUUAAGGAUGGCAUCACAAUUGGAGCCUUUGCAGCAAUGGAACAUGGCAUUCUAGUCUCAUGUUCAGCAGGAAAUUCUGGCCCUACUCCUUUCAAGGUAGAUAAUGUAGCACCAUGGAUUACCACUGUGGGAGCUGGAACACUCGAUCGAGAUUUCCCUGCAUACGUCAGUUUGGGAAAUGGAAAAAAUUAUUCAGGUGUGACCCUUUAUAAAGGUAACGGUUUGCCCGAUACUCUUGUGCCAAUCAUAUAUGCAGGGAACGCAAGCAAGGGUGAAGUAAGAAGUGCUGAGUUAUGUUACUCACAUAGCUUGGCUCCGGAAAAAGUAGCAGGAAAGAUUGUGUUGUGUGAUCGUGGAGAUCUCGCUCCGAUAUUCCAAGGAGAUACUGUAAAAUCUGCGGGUGGUUUGGGCAUGGUGUUAGCCAACAGUAAGAGAGAUGGAGAAUCACCACUAGCAUAUGCCCAUAUUUUUCCAGCAACUUCAGUUAGCUUCACAUAUGGCAAAGCUAUAAAAAAUUACUUGUUUUCUGAUCAAAACUCGACAGCUACAAUUGUGUUUCGGGGAACAAAGCUAAAGGUUAAGCCAUCUCCUAUGGUUGCAGAUUUCAGCUCACGAGGCCCCAAUUCGAUAACCCCUCAGAUAUUGAAACCUGAUAUUAUUGCUCCUGGUGUUAACAUUAUAGCAGCUUAUUCAAAAAGUGUGAGUCCUACAUUUUGGGCUUUCGAUCCUAGGCGUGUAGAUUUCAAUAUUUUAUCAGGCACAUCCAUGGCAUGUCCACACGUAAGUGGACUAGCAGCUCUAAUUAAGUCCAUUCAUCCAGAUUGGAGCCCAGCCGUCAUUCGAUCCGCGUUGAUGACAACCGCUUAUACAACUUACAAAAACAAUCAAACAUUAUUAGACAGUGCAACAAACAAGCCUUCAACUCCAUUUGAGUUUGGUGCUGGACAUGUUAACCCUAUUUCCGCCCUAAAUCCCGGACUCGUCUACGAUUUAACAACAGAUGACUACUUGAGCUUCCUCUGUGCAUUGAACUACUCAUCUGUUAAUAUUGAAAUUGUAGCAAGGAGAAAGUACACAUGCGAUCUGAAGAAACAAUACAGUGUAACAAACCUUAAUUACCCUUCCUUUGUUGUGGUGUUUAAGAGUGAGCAUGAUAAGAUUAAGCACACUCGGACUCUUACUAAUGUGGGUGCAGCAAGAACUUACAAGGUAUCAGUUAAGUCAAAUGUUGCAUCUAUCAAGAUCUUAGUUGAACCAAAAGUGUUAAGUUUUAAGAAAAAUGAGAAAAAAUCAUACGUAGUUACAUUUACUACAUCAACUUUGAAACAAAAUAUUACUCAUAGUUUUGGAAGCUUGGAAUGGUUUGAUGGAAAAACUCUUGUUAGAAGUCCUAUAGCGUUUAGUUGGAAAUUACAUUGAA
Molecule: messenger RNA, 3244 nt
Organism: Vicia villosa (hairy vetch)
Lineage: Eukaryota; Viridiplantae; Streptophyta; Magnoliopsida; Fabales; Fabaceae
Product: subtilisin-like protease SBT1.7
Exons: 2
Coding region: 1-3243 (1080 amino acids)
Biological process (GO): proteolysis
Molecular function (GO): RNA-DNA hybrid ribonuclease activity; nucleic acid binding; serine-type endopeptidase activity
Source: RefSeq, a predicted model, not a curated record